GCAGUUCAGGGCAAAUGUGAGAGGAGUUGAUAUAGAUCUCGCUCGUGACUUUGAGCUACGAGAAACUUCUUUUAUAGCUUCAUUUGCUCUUGUACCAGUGAAUUAUUUCAUGAAGACGUUUUUUUUCCCUCUGCAUCCAUCAGUGAAUUGAAAGAUACUGAUUUAAACAGAAAAUGACCACCGAUCUGUAUCUGGACUCAAGUCGUUGUUUCAUUCAUGAUGAUGGAGAGUGGAAGCAUGGCCAGGAAGAUGUGAAGCCCCAGUAUGUUCACCAUAUGGCACCAACACCUCCACCUGAGUUUAGCCACUCUGUCCCCCCCAAAAAAGAUGCAAAUCAGAGGUGCGCUUCGUUCACUGUGGCUGCUGUGCUCUCUCUAAUGCUCCUGCUCCUGGUGACUGGAAUCCUCCUCGGUUAUUACUUUUCCUCCUCCUGUGUGCACGGGAGGCAGUGUGGUGAUGGGAGCUGUGUGUGGGAAUCCCAGUGGUGUGAUGGAGUGAUGGACUGUCCAGCAGGCCAGGAUGAAGCUCACUGUGUGAGGCUGCGCGGCUCCAGUUUCCUCCUGCAGAUGUACUCAGCUGAAACUAAAAGCUGGAAGAGUGUUUGCUCUCAUGGCUGGACCGAGCAGCAGGGCAGAGCAAGCUGCCGCACCUUUGGAUACAGCAGGGACACAUACUUUAAAUCAGGCCAACAGAGGACGGACACUGAUGACGGAUUCUUAAUCGUGAAAUCUGGUUCUAACCCCGAUGCAUUCAUUCUCCAUCAGCUUGUUCCCAGCAAAUUUUGUCCCAACAACAGUGUGGUGACGUUGCGUUGCACUGACUGUGGGAGUGGGGUGAAUUCCAGCACCGCCUCUCGGGGCCAGCAGGCCUCCCUCGGGUCGUGGCCCUGGCAGGUCAGUCUGCAGGUCUCUGGCUCUCAUCGCUGUGGAGGAGCCAUCAUCUCCCCCUACUGGAUAGUGACUGCAGCACACUGUAUGGCCAGGAACUCUAAUCCUGGAGACUGGGCAGUGUAUGCUGGGAUAGUGGAUCCGUUAGGCUCACUGUUCAACCCUGCCCACACUGUGAGUCACAUUAUUGCCCAUGAGGGCUUCAACCGCCUCACUCGCACAAAUGACAUCGCUCUGAUGAGGCUCACCAAAGCUCUUGACCUCACAGGCUCCAGAAACAUCGGCGCUGUCUGCCUCCCAGAUGUUGGUCUAAACUUCACCGUUCCUCAGAAAGGCUGGAUAACACCAUUUGUUCGCACAGCAAAUGGAGACGCUGCCUCUGCACACCUGAUGGAGGCUGAGGUCUCUCUCAUAGAUGAUGCAGAGUGCAACAGUUUCUCAGCUUACAAUGGCAAGAUAUCACGGGACAUGUUCUGUGCCAGAGAGAUGGAGGCAGGGACAAACGCAUGCCAAACUGACAGUGGCGGCCCUCUGGUGUCCCUGAAAGACGGCCUGUGGUGGCUGGAAGGGGACAUUAUUUGGGGGGAACACUGUGCUGAGAAGAGCAAACCAGGUGUUUUUGGAAACGUCACUUAUUUCCUGGACUGGAUCCACCUGCAGAUGAAGAUGCAUCAAGAUGAGUGAUGACAAGGCCAGAGCCACUUCAAAUGUUUGUUUACAAUAUUUUUAACAGUGCAGGCACAUUUUUUUCCAGUGAAAUAUCUGUAUCAACAAUAUAACUUAUUCCCCAUUGCUCUGCUCUCCAUCUUCAUAGUUUCAUAGCGUUGAUGAAGACUUUGGUUUUUUCAAAUUAAUGAGAUUCUUCCCAUGUUUUCAUACUAUAUAUUUUAUUUUUUGUAUCAUAUUUGUGAAUUAUAGGUCUUU
Molecule: messenger RNA, 1811 nt
Organism: Solea solea (common sole)
Lineage: Eukaryota; Metazoa; Chordata; Actinopteri; Pleuronectiformes; Soleidae
Product: transmembrane protease serine 2-like
Exons: 13
Coding region: 174-1571 (465 amino acids)
Biological process (GO): proteolysis
Cellular component (GO): membrane
Molecular function (GO): serine-type endopeptidase activity; protein binding
Source: RefSeq, a predicted model, not a curated record